UCGCGCACGCCACAUCUCCCCCGGCACAGUGUCUAUGUGUGUGACGAGAUGGGCACGGUGAACUACUACAUCCGCGAGUCGAUCUCGUUCGUCGUGACGUACGUGCUCUGUGCGUUCUACAGCCUCACGGUGCUGGGCGGCAUUCUGGUGCUGUUUGUCACGAAGGCGCACACCAAGUUCUGGCAGGCGAAGGACCGGCCGGUGCCACCGCCCUGUCUGCAGCAGCAUGACUACGGGGUGCACAAGUAUCAGAAUGCGAACGGCAUCAAGAUUCACUACGUCGAGAGCGGGGACCACUCGAAGCCGCUGAUGUUGCUGGUGCAUGGGUUCCCAGAGUUUUGGUACUCCUGGCGUCAUCAGCUGAAGGAAUUUUCCAAAGAUUACUGGGUCGUCGCGUUGGAUAUGCGUGGCUAUGGCGACACCGAGAAGCCGGAGUAUCGGUACGCGUACCGUAUCGACAAUCUGACCGAAGACAUCCGCUGCCUGGUGCGAGCAUUAGCUCCGGGAAGACCCAAGUUUACGUUGGUGGCCCACGAUUGGGGUGCGGUAGUUGGGUGGCACUUUGUCACCAAACACAUGGAUCUGGUGGACCGGUACAUCAUGAUGGAUGCUCCCUCGUCGCGGGUAGCGAGGAAGUUGUUUGCCACCAGCAAAACACAGUUCAAAAUGUCCUGGUACAUCUUCUUCUACCAAAUGCCCUGGCUGCCGGAGUUCUUCCUCCGGUUGAUGGAUUUGCGCAUCUUUAAGAUCGUGUUCCGAGAGCACGGCGGAGACGAGGUGAUCGAGGCCUACAAGUACACCUUCUCCAAGCCGAACGCUCUCACCUACCCGAUCAACUACUACCGCCAGAAUCUACGGUUCUUCGCAGGCGGUCCGCCGCCGAAACCAAAGACUUUCGCACCGGGCCUCUAUCUGUUGGGCGAGAAGGAUGCGUACGUGUCGAAGGAAACGGGCCCCCUGCUGCAGCGGGACUUUGAAAACCUAGACUUUAAGAUAGUGCCCGGCGUUGACCACUUCCUGCAGCAACACAAUCCCGAGCUGGUCAACCGGUACAUGCGAGAGUUCCUGGCCAAAUCCUGAGACGCCGAUAGUUUCCCCAAGUAUUAUGUCCUUCGCCCAGGAAAAGGCCCAGAAUAAUAAUGGCAGUAAUG
Anopheles bellator is the source of this 1151-nucleotide messenger RNA. RefSeq names its product epoxide hydrolase 4-like. The transcript has 5 exons. Lineage: Eukaryota; Metazoa; Arthropoda; Insecta; Diptera; Culicidae. The record is from RefSeq and is a predicted model, not a curated record. Gene Ontology annotation, molecular function: hydrolase activity. Bases 49 to 1080 code for a protein of 343 amino acids.